GGCCUCUAACAAUGACCAGCUCCCGGCCGUUCUGCAGGAAGAGGCAGCCCAUGGACGAGGGCGAGCUCUGAAGCCGUCCCGGCCGCAGUCUCCCCGCCGGCUCCGGGGACCCCCCGGCGCAGCGCCAUGGAGACGGUGGGAAAGUUUGAGUUCAGCAGGAAGGACCUGAUCGGGCACGGAGCCUUCGCCGUCGUCUUCAAAGGCAGGCACAAAGAGAAACCUGAGCUGGAAGUAGCUGUGAAAUGCAUUAACAAGAAGAACCUUGCAAAAUCUCAAACUCUGCUGGGCAAGGAAAUUAAAAUACUUAAGGAAUUGAAACAUGAAAACAUCGUUGCCUUGUAUGACUUCCAGGAACUGGCAAACUCUGUCUACUUGGUUAUGGAGUACUGUAAUGGUGGUGACCUGGCAGACUAUCUUCACACUAUGCGGACACUUAGUGAAGACACCAUCAGGCUCUUUCUCCAGCAGAUAGCAGGUGCCAUGAAAAUGCUGCACAGCAAAGGCAUCAUCCAUCGGGACCUGAAACCACAGAAUAUCCUCCUUUCCUACACUGGAGGCAGGAAAUCAAAUCCCAACAACAUUCGCAUAAAGAUCGCUGACUUUGGGUUUGCCCGAUACCUGCAGAAUAAUAUGAUGGCAGCAACAUUGUGUGGUUCACCAAUGUACAUGGCACCAGAAGUCAUUAUGUCUCAACACUACGAUGCCAAAGCUGACCUCUGGAGUAUAGGAACCAUCAUUUAUCAGUGUCUAACAGGAAAGGCUCCUUUUCAGGCCAGCAGCCCACAGGACCUUCGCCUCUUCUAUGAGAAAAACAAGAUGCUGAUGCCGAACAUCCCCAGGGAGACAUCAAGCCACCUGAGGCAGCUGCUGUUGGGCCUUUUGCAGCGUAAUCAUAAGGACCGCAUGGACUUUGAUGAAUUUUUCCAUCACCCGUUCUUGGAUGCAAGUGCCUCUAUGAAAAAAUCUGCUUCCGUGCCAAUGCCUUCUUAUCCCAGUUCAGGCUCCGGUAGUUCCUCCAGCAGCUCUUCUACUUCCCACCUGGCAUCACCUCCUUCCCUUGGAGAGAUGCAGCAGCAGCUGCAGGAGAAGGCGCUGGCAUCCCCUACCCAAGAUUCCCCCGGCUUUCUGCAUGGAUCUAAGGACUCUGCUGGAAGCAGCAGUAAGAAUUCGUCCUGUGACACAGAUGACUUCGUUAUGGUCCCAGCACAGUUCUCAAGUGAUUUAACUGCUGAGGCUGCAGGAGGGAAACCAAUCCAAGACAGCCUGAUGUACAGUGGGAGUUCUCUGGUGACUUCAGCAGGCUUGGAAAGCCAGGGAAGGACACCGUCUCCUUCACCCCCGUACAGCAGUUCUCCUAGCCCAUCCAGCCGGCCAGGUCAGUGUUCUAGCAGCAAGUACGGACACUCCGUGCCCAUUCCAGUCCCAACACAAAUUCAUAACUACCGGCGGAUUGAGCAGAACCUGCAGUCUCCCAAUCAAUACACCUCUCCGCGGUCUGGUACGGUCCGGAGAUCUAGCAGUACAAGUCCUCUCGGCUUUCCUAAAACUGGUGCUUCCCCUCCUUAUCCUGGAGAGCAUGGAUCUGUGCCCAGCUCUAGAAAGCUCUCCUUUGGCGGUGCCAAGCCAUUUAUGCCAUCACCGCAAGUUGGAACAAUCCCAGAGCAGCCCAGCCAGACUGUUAUCCCGUCUUCUCUUGGAGCAGAAGUGAGAAGCCGGAUUCCUGUUGCGGGUUCCUCGACGCCGGAACACUCUGCUCGAGGGAUGGGCUCCCGGCUCCACAGUGCUCCCAACCUGUCAGAUUUGCAUUCCUGCAGGCAGAAGAUAACCAAGCAGCACUCUGACCCUCUUGUUGCUCACUUUGGUCAUACCCCAGUCAGCCAGCCUCUGCAGAUUCAUGGCUUGCAGCACUGCCGGCAGCUCAGAUCCUCACCGAAGCUGUCUGAGUUCAUGCAGAGAAGCCCUUUGCCAACUAUAAUGGGCUCCCCUACAAAGGCUGUGUCCCCAUUUGAGUUUCCCAAAACCCCAAGUUCCCAGAAUCUCCUCACCCUCUUGGCCCAUCAGGGGGUCAUGAUGACUCCGACACGGAACAAGACCUUGCCAGAUCUGAAGGAGAUGGGUCAUUUCCACUGCCAGCAAACUGGCUUGGGAUUGAGGCCUGUGGAAGAGAUCAAGGGCAGAUCUCUGAGCACAGGCAGGCUCACUGACCUGCUUUUGAAGGCCGCCUUUGGGGCACAGAUCUCAGAAGCUGGCAGCAACGACAGCCUGAACAAUGAGAAGCCAAUGGAAAUUGCAGCUCCCUCAGGUGCUUACGGAGGGACCCUGCACUCUGGUGCCCGGGCUGGGGGCUCUGCUAGCCCAUCCCCAGUGAUUUUUACUGUCGGAUCCCCUCCCAGUGGAAACCCCCCACAGACCACGAGGACCAGGAUGUUUUCAGUGGGGUCUUCCAGCUCUCUCAGUUCUGGAGGCUCAUUCACCGGCAGGCACUUGGCAGUGGGAACUGGUGGGGAUGCUGUGGAAGGCCCCUCAAGUCUCCGGUAUGCUUUUGCUGAUCCGAUCACCGCCAACCUGGAAGGUGCUGUUACAUUUGAGGCACCAGAGUUGCCUGAAGAGACACUCAUGGAGCAAGAGCACACUGACAUCCUGCGGAGCCUCCGCUUCACGCUGGCCUUUGUCCACUACGUGAUGGAAAUUGCCGCCCUUAAAGGCAGCUCCGGCGAGAUGAGCAGUUCAGUGACAUCUGAGUACCAGCUCCACGAGAGCGUGGUGGCCGACCAGAUCAGCCUCCUCAGCCGGGAGUGGAGCUAUGCAGAGCAGCUCGUGCUGUACCUGAAAGUAGCGGAGCUUCUGUCCUCGGGGCUGCAGAUGGCCAUAGAGCAGAUCAAAGCUGGCAAGCUGUGCCUCUCCUCCACCGUCAAGCAAGUUGUGAAGAAGCUGAAUGAGCUUUAUAAAUCCAGUGUAUCAUCCUGCCACUGCCUCAACAUGCGACUCCAGAGGUUCUUCUUGGACAAACAGAAACUCAUGGAUCGGAUCAACAGCAUCACUGCAGAGAAGCUCAUCUUCAGCUAUGCUGUGCAAAUGGUGCAGUCUGCAGCCCUGGAUGAGAUGUUCCACCACAGAGAGGACUGCGCACAGAGGUACCACAAGGCUCUGCUGCUGAUGGAGGGGCUCCUGAACAUCAUCACUGAACAGGGGGACAUAGAAAACAUCAAUAAAUGUAAACUGUGCAUCGAGCGCAGGCUGUCAGCUCUGCUGUCGGGGUUCUGUGCCUAAUUUCAGUGGUGGUGUUCUUCACGCACCUCGCCCCAGCUGAUCGCUUUGUUUCCAGUGGCCUGCUGCUGUGGUGGGAAACUAUUUUGGCAGUAGGAGACCUGGAGGAUGAACUGCUCAAUGUUUUGUAUUUUGACAUUUUGGGAAGUUGUUCCACAGACUCAGAUUCCUUUGUGGGGAUGUGUGACUGCAGCAAGCACAAAUACUUCCCUGCCCAAAGGCCUGGGCGAAGAUGUAGCCGAUGUAGAAAGGUUUCCCUCGUUGGCAGAGGGGAUGAAGGAUAGAAGUCUGCUUCUUCCCAGCACUUUGAAGGAUAAGACUGCUGCCUGUCCCUCUUGCUUAAGAACAGGGUAUUCCAGUGCUGUGUCCAUUGCAGGCAAUGGAUGUGCUGAAACUGCUGGCUUCAGUUAAUGUUGGAAGGUGUCAUUCAGAAAUCAAGGCCAGUUUGUGUACUUUCCCCUAUCCCAGCUGAGAGCCAGGCAUCUUCAAGCUUCCUGGCAACCCGAGGCUCCCCUCCUUUCUCUCCUUUCUCCCUUCUCAUACGUGUUUAUGCCUUGGAGUGCUUACUGACUGGCAGAGAGGAAGGAGCGGUCUCCCUUUUGCCUGCGCGUUGCUGAAGUAGCUCCCACCUCCUACAGACGUGCCGAGCGAGGCAGAGGACGCGCUGCUGCUGGGGAAGUUCGCAUCUCCCGCGGCUGCCGUGCGCGCUGCCUCUCUGCCUGGAUAGGCGAACGACGCGGGGAAAGAGACUCUGCGCAGGAAACAGGACGACAGAAAGUGUAACGCUCCUGUGUUUGUAAGAAGCCAAAAUGAAUCCGUUCCUCCCUUGGUCCCCAAGCUCAGCGGGAUCAACAGGAAAGACUCCUGGCUGUUCAGCUCGGCCUGUCAGUACAUAUCUACCAGGAAGAAGCACUAGUGCUGUCCUGCUUUCAGCUGUUGGCUCGAUAACCCCUUUCCUGGAGCCCUCCCCCCGGCCCCAAACUGAAAACACUAGCUUUGUGAAUCAAAGGAGCACUUUACACACUUAUGGGAACUUUGAGAAGUUGACUUUGCAUCACACAACAACCCAGGAACAUCACGACUGUUAGGAAUGCUGUUCUUUUUAUUCCUUUCCUUGCUUCCUGGUUGUUUUAUUGCACUACGUGUGUGCGUAUAUUAAUAUGUAUUCCUAAGGGUGAAUAUAUAUUGAUAUAUAUAUAUGGUUUGUGUGUAACUGUACGUAUUUAACUGUACUGUAUCUUGUGAGUAUGAGGCAAAAAGCACUGCAGAGUCUGUGGUGUUCCUCCUCCACACCAGGCAAAGCUGACUUGCAGUCUGGCAGUACCAAGAGUUGUUUUGUUUUGGGUUUUUUUUAUUUAAAUGUUCUUUUAAGGACAGUCAAUAUAAAGCUCCAUGCUUUUUAAGAGCUCAAGAACAGGCGUUAAGAUCCUACACACUUACAAUUGGAAAUGCAUUUUUUAAGAAGUUUUAUUUGCUGCUUCAUUGUUUUUUAUAAAGAAAUCUUGUAGUGUUCAGUUUUAUGUUCAGCAUUUCUUUUAAGGAGACUCUGUAGCCAAAUGAGGCCGCGGGUGCAAGUGGCUCGAGUUCUGGUUGAGGCUUCGGAUGCCGUGAGCAUGUGCGUGAGAGGAUAGCUGGCUGCCUUUCCGUCUGUCUGCGUGCGCAUGUGUGUGUGUCUUAAUUUAUCAGAGUCGUGGCAGUAUUUUGUUAGCGCUGGGCAGAAAAGUAUCUUUGAAAGCAACUCGAAACCUCAGGCUUUGUUUUUGGGGAUCUGAAAACAUUUUGCACAUGGUGGUUAAGUCCUCAUUGCUUUUUUUUCUCUCAAUAUCGGCACGUUCAGUGUGAUACUUUACAAGGGUUUCAGGAGCAACUUAAUUGACGUUGGAGCUGGCAUCGUCUUUGGCACCAUGGGUGUUUCUGAUCACAGAGCAGAAAUGCCAGUAAAGAAAUACAAAAAUAUUUCCAAUUGCCCCAACCAGGGAAGUUUAAGUGUAGCUUUCACAAAUGCUUCAGUAUUGGGCCGCUGUUACAUCGUAUGUUCACAGCCUGCUGCUUCUGUGGCCGUUUGUGCUUGUGCCUGGGAAAAAAAGAAAAUUAAAAAAAAAAAAAGACAAAAACAACCAACCAGCCCCCCCCCAGCCUGUGGACAGAAAUGCCGAGGAGACCCAGACUGCUUCCGAAAGGCUUUUUCCAGUUCUGCAAAGGGCUAUGCUGCAGGCGGGAGCGGUGCGCUGGGAGGCAGCACGAAAGCACUAAGCCAGGACUGACUCUGCAAUACAGACGCCUGCUAGGCCCCCCGAGCCCUCCCGGCGACCCCCCGAGCGCACGCCGACAGCUCCUGCCGAGGAGAAGCACAGCCCGGGAUCCACGUCUCUGCCGCAGGUGCAAUGAUCCGUGUGUGUGGCGCGCUCAGCACUAACCUUCCAGCUGUACUUAAUUACUUGAAUGUAUCAAAAUUGUCCACAUUCAAUGUAUACAAGUAUAUAUUGCUCCAAAAAAUGGUGGUUUACAGACCGACAACCAAUAUAUAUGUAUGUGUUUGUGUAUAUACAUACAAGGAUAUGUGUGUGUGUGUGUAUGUAUAUAGAUACAAACACACAAACGUGUAUAUAUAUGUUUUCUCUCAAUACUUGAAACUUAGCCACUGUGCUUGAAUUAAAAAAAAAAAAAAACAACAAAAAAACCACACAGAAAAAAACCCCAAAAAUGAGGGGGGAAAAAAAAAAGAAAAAAAUCAGACAGGUGAUUUAUUUUGCCAUCAUUUUGGUGACUUUCUUUUUUAUCUAACUGCAUGUAGCGUGAAACCAACUUUUUUGGUGAAAAAUAUUUAUUGCUUUGUAGACAAUAAGGUAUGCAAAAAAAAAAAAAAAGAAAAUGCCCCAAAAACCAACCCCCCAACCAUUGUCGAAGUUGCUAGUGUAGUCCACCUGCUAUUGUCAUGGCUUUGUUACUGUUGCAGCGUUUGUGUGUAGCGUCUUUAAUAGAUUUCAAGAAACCUCAGUCUAAUAAACAUGUAUCUUCAGGUUUGUGAGAGCGUAUGAUGAUGUUCUUUAUAAGGUAAUGCUUGAUACUUUGUCAACAUUUUUUAUUUGUGUUUUGUGUGACUUUUUUUUGGCUUUAAAUUGUACAACACCAAUCUAAGAAAAUAAAAUUGAUUUGAAAUUGUUA
Molecule: messenger RNA, 6432 nt
Organism: Gymnogyps californianus (California condor)
Lineage: Eukaryota; Metazoa; Chordata; Aves; Accipitriformes; Cathartidae
Gene: ULK1
Product: unc-51 like autophagy activating kinase 1
Biological process (GO): protein autophosphorylation; autophagy; positive regulation of autophagy
Cellular component (GO): cytoplasm; autophagosome
Molecular function (GO): ATP binding; protein serine/threonine kinase activity
Source: RefSeq, a predicted model, not a curated record